Molecule: messenger RNA, 867 nt
Organism: Cyclopterus lumpus (lumpfish)
Lineage: Eukaryota; Metazoa; Chordata; Actinopteri; Perciformes; Cyclopteridae
Product: myozenin-2-like
Exons: 6
Coding region: 97-867 (256 amino acids)
Cellular component (GO): actin cytoskeleton; Z disc
Molecular function (GO): actin binding; telethonin binding; FATZ binding
Source: RefSeq, a predicted model, not a curated record
CUGCUGAGGAGAGUCCGAGUAGAGCGUGGAGGCAUCCCAGCUCCAGUACGGGAUAAACCAUCCGGCCAUCCAGACCGGCUCCAACACUCGAGGAAAAUGAUGAUGGUGAUGCAGUCAGGCCUAGAUGACAUGACGAAGCAGAGGAUGUUGCAGGCUAAGGCUCUGUGUAAGGAGGCCAGGGGAGAGGGUGUGAACAUCGGGAAGAAGAGCAGCGUUCCAAAGGAUGUGAUGUUGGAGGAGCUCAACCUUCCGUCUAAUCGAGGCUCUCGCAUGUUUCAGGAGAGACAGAAGAGGGUCGAGAGGUUCACCCUGGAGAACAUUGCUAAUGAUGCCUACAACACCAACACGGUCCACCCUGAGGCCGCUCCUCCCCCGCAGAUCUUCACUGAGACACAGGGAGGAAAAGAGAACCGGGCGUUCUCCAUCCCUAGUAAGCACAGCCUGGUGAUGAACCUCCAGAAGACUGUAGCAAAGAAGGGCAGCCCAGACGUCCUCGCUCCAGGAUAUUCUGGCCCCCUGAAGGAAAUUCCUCGUGAAAGGUUCAACACAACAGUCAUCCCCAAAUCCUACAGCUCCCCGUGGAGCAAAGCUCUGGGAGACGACACAGAGCUCCUGGAAGCCCUCAAUAGCCAGUUGCCUCAGCUCCCACAAAGACAACAGCCUUCCAGCCGGUGCUUCAACAGAUCUGCCAUGCCAUUCGCUGGCGCUAUGGCCAGCGAGCGGGUGAUCCCAGUGAUUGGCUUUGAGGCGAUGGAAUCCCAAAACUUGCCCGGCAUCGCUCUAGACCGCAUGUGUCGACGGCCCAACUUCAACAGAGCACCCAGGGGAUGGGGUAUUGAUUACAACCCUGAAUCUAAUGAACUAUGA